Molecule: messenger RNA, 1012 nt
Organism: Nothobranchius furzeri (turquoise killifish)
Lineage: Eukaryota; Metazoa; Chordata; Actinopteri; Cyprinodontiformes; Nothobranchiidae
Gene: arl3l1
Product: ADP ribosylation factor like GTPase 3, like 1
Biological process (GO): cilium assembly
Cellular component (GO): microtubule cytoskeleton; cytoplasm
Molecular function (GO): GTPase activity; GTP binding
Source: RefSeq, a predicted model, not a curated record
ACUUAACCUAUAGGGGUUUGGUGAGACGAGGGAGUAAACAGCAGCUGGUUUGUUGUCUGGUUUGCCCGGAGAGCUUCCACACCCGUGAGUUCCAGAGGAGAAUGUAGCUGCAGCCGUUCAGCCAGCGCCGCAGGACACACGCCCCAAAGAUGGGAGAAGCUCAAAAGGGCUUACUCUCUGUCAUAGAGAAGCUGAAGGGAUCCACGGAGCAGGAGGUCAGGAUAGUGCUCCUGGGGUUGGACAACGCCGGAAAAACCACGCUGCUGAAGAGCCUCGCCUCCGAGGACGUGAACACUAUCACGCCUACGCAGGGCUUCAACAUAAAGAGUGUCGCCUCCCACGGGAUGAAACUCAAUGUCUGGGACAUCGGAGGACAGAGGAAGAUCAGACCCUUUUGGAAAAAGUACCUGGAAAACACAGACCUCUUAAUUUAUGUCAUCGACAGCGCAGACAAGAAGAGGUUUGAGGAGACGGGACUGGAGCUGUCUGAGCUGAUCGAUGAAGAGAACUUAAAAGGCGUCCCAGUUCUGAUUUUUGCUAAUAAGCAGGAUCUGGUCACAGCGUCGCCGGCCAGUGAGAUUGCUGAGGGACUCAACUUGCACACGUACCGCGACCGCCAGUGGCAAAUCCAGGCCUGCUCGGCCAUGUCCGGGGAAGGAGUUCAGGAUGGGAUGAACUGGAUUUGUAACAACAUUGUGAACAAGAAGAAGUGAUCCCAAACAACACGGACCAGAAUAAACACAAUCCGCUUCAGAAAAUAAAGUGAUUCAGCACAACCGAAGGAUUAUUUUGUUUUUACAUACUGUGUCAUUUUUACAAUUAUUUUUGCAAACAUAACCAGUCUAAAUGAAUAAAUCUACCUUUAGGACUUUAUUUCACGUUUCCUUUAAUAGGUGUGUUUGUGUUCUUUAUUCUAAAGAUGCACAGAGAACAGAACAGCCGAGGAUGUAGAUGGGUACAUCAACCAGUUUGACGUGUUUCAAGGCUUUUCACAAUAAAAUACUUAGUCAUC